CGCCGCCGCCGCCUCCUCCCGCUCCUCCUCUGGCGUUGUGCGGCCUCGGCUGUUACGCGAGCGCGGGGAUCGAGCGCGGCCUGCGGGCAGCGCCGGCCGCCAUGGCCGGGGAGGUGAAGACGAAGCUGUCCAAGAACCUGCUGCGCAUGAAGUUCAUGCAAAGGGGUUUGGAUUCACAAACUAAAAAACAGCUAGAAGAGGAAGAAAAGAAGAUAAUUAGUGAAGAACACUGGUAUCUUGAUUUACCAGAUCUAAAGGAGAAAGAGAGCUUUAUAAUAGAAGAGAGGAGCUUUAUGCCAUGUGAGGAUCUACUGUAUGGCAGAAUGUCCUUCAAAGGAUUCAAUCCAGAAAUUGAGAAGUUAAUGAUCCAAAUGAACUCUAGGUGCAAGGAAGAAGAAAUUGAAGUGGAUGAUAAAAUGGAGGCUGAUGUGUCAGAUGAAGAAAUGGCCAGAAGAUAUGAAACAUUAGUGGGAACAAUAGGGAAGAAAUUCUUGAGAAAAAGAGACCAGCGUGUACUCCAGGAUGAAGAUGAAGAUGGGAAUAGUAACACAAGACCUAGCAAAAAAGCUAAGAAAAAGUUCUUAAAACCUCAGGAUUAAUGUCAACUGCACAACUGGAGCUAAUAGAAAUGUUAUCUACCAAAUAUAGUAUCAUGAACUAGAGGUAGUUUGGAGUUCUUGCUAUUUAAUGUAAAGAACAGAUUUGUAAAUCUGAGUCUGUUCUCACUGAAAUUUCUACCAUCCACGUGACAAACAUUUUUCAAAGUGGAUGUGUAUAUAAUGGAUGUCAUACAUCCUUUCCCCUCUCAGCAGCUUUUAAUGUGUGGGGCACUAAUCCCAUCAGUCUUUUUAAAUGUUGUGCAUAACUAGAUUCAGUGUCAUAUGCAAUCGAGAGCAACUUUGUUUACAAUUUAUGAUAACAUCUGAAAGAAGUAUUUGAGUAAAGAUGAACUUUGUCCAAUCCAGUAAGGCAGUCCCACUUUCACUGCUUUUUUUUAUUAUGAAAGUGAAAACCUUUGCUGUCUUCAAAUUGAAAAAAGUCAGCAGAAAUAUGUUUGGGGUUUUUUGUUGUUGUUUUUUUUUUUUUUUACUGUGCUAAAAAUAAGAUGGGAAAAGAAUAGAGAGAUAAAAUCCAUUUUGUUGAAUUUUCUUUUUUAUAAAGCUCAUUUAAAAAUAGAGGGGUUUGUAGUAAAACUUUUUUUUUAUAGAGCAAGCCAAAUAUUUGGCAAUGUUUACAGUUUGACACUUGAGCAGAUUGUGAGUCUUAAUUUCUGUCUUCCAAAAGAAGUUUGCUAAUCUUGCCUCUUUCAGCAAAAAAAAAAAUCCAAUCUUACAGUUAUCUAGGUCUUGUCAUAGAAGUAUACUAACGGCUUCAGAAACCUAUUUGAACGCUGAAUAAAAACUGAUUUUCUUGUGUGGUUAAUGAUUGCGGUUUAGCUAAUUUAAUGUAAAAAAUGUUGUUUACUACAAUCUGAUACAAGAAGUGAUCCUGGUUUGUGCUGGCCACAGAUGUCCCCAAAUAUUAGUUGACUGCACUGAUUUUUUCUGUGUAGUGUGCAGUGAAGGCAUCUGAAGUAAUGUUAGGACGGAAACAUGCUCUUUGGUCAGUCAGUACUCUGGGCCCAUUGAAAAAUGUCAGUUGUCGUGUCUAAAAUCAUAGCAGUUCUCUGUAUCCUGUCUUUCAACAAGAAAUAUUUGUUUCUAUUACUUCAUUUCCCCAGCCAGAUGUCUAAGUUAUUAAUCCUUAAUGCUGACUUUCUGGAGAAAGAGGAAUUUGUUAAAUCUAAGCAAGUAGUGGCCAUUCUGUCAUGGACACAAGAGGCUUUAUCUUUUUUUUUGUUUAACAACUGGGUGAAGCAAGACAUGAAACUCAGUUAUAUAAAGAAAGAGACUGUGCGUCUGCUGUAUUUUGCGUGUGAUAUAUGAACUAUAACCCAUAUAUCAAGAGCACCUCAUUAGAUAUUCAAGAUGGAUCACACAUGGAAAGAGAAAUAUACUUUUAAGCUAGUAAGGGGACCUCAUACAGGUGGAAAGUCAGUGAUUCAUGAUCUGAGAUAGUUUUUCAGAGCUAAUUAAAUGCUACUGGUUCAAUUACUUAAAACCUGAUCAUAUAUUAUUGCUAGCUGAAAAGAAGUUAAUGACGGCAAGACAUUUUUCUUCCCAUGGAAGAUGUGACCUGAGCUAAGAAAUGAUUUAUUGUUGGUCAUCACAAGAAAAACUCAGAAUAUAUCCCAUUAUUCUUUCUUGCUUAUUAGUAGGGAAAUGAUUCUCCUCUAUCUGAACACAUUUUGUCAAUGGAGAGAGAAUUUCUGCAUAGCUAUGCUGGAUAGUUGAGGGGGGAAAGUGUGUUCUAGUGAACCACCAGCAACCAGGAGAUGUCACUGCAAUUGCACACCCUGAGAGACAGUAAAUUGGAGAAGGUUCUGGUGGUGUCAUGUAAAUGAGCUUUUGGGUAAUUUUGAUAACAGUUAGUGGCUCAGAUGAACUCUGCGUGAAGUCUUUCUUUGCCAAUGCUCUAUGCAGAGAGCUCUCUUGCAUUGCAGAGUUCUCUUCAGUCCAAUGGGGGGUAAUUUUGCGUAGUUAAAGGGUGUUCUGCCAUACGCUGGUCCUUAAUUUUAUGUCAUUUCCUGACGGAUGGCUGGAAAUGUGGGUAAGAGCGUGAGUGAACUCUAAACACCUUCCUAGAAAAUCCAUGAUUUUGGAAUCUGGGAGGGGGGAGGAGAGGGGAAGGGGUGGUUCUUCUGUUUCCUAAACAUGCCCAACACCACCUGUGAAGAAAUGAUAGAUUUUGGUUUAUUAUCUUCAAAGCUGGUUGCUCUGCUGUUCAUGUUAGGUGGUGGCUAGGUGAGCUAUUGAAAUGCUACAGUAAGACCAGCUACUAAAUUUUAGCGCAAUCUCUUAUUCAUGGGGAGUUUGUAAAAUGCACCUUUAAAAGCACCAUUCGUAGUGCAUUAUCAUGAGCAAGACAAAACAAAAUUAGCCCUACAUGACAUUUUAAAUGCACUUUAAGUGCCCAGAAUUACAAGCGGGCAUUUUAUGAUGGGAUCUUCUGAAAUACCCAUCUAUAUUUCCAACCUUAUAAAUACAUAUAUAUAUAAAAGAGAGAGAGAGAGAUGCAUGUAUGUAUUUUAAGUCUGGCUCUAGCUUCCUAGUCAGGGUAGAAACAUUCUGCUGUAUAAAAUCUGUGCUUGAACUACUCUUUGACAGAGAUGCAAGUGUAGCAGUGAAAUAUUCAUAAUGCGAACCUAUAUUAAUUCAAGCUUUCUUGGCUCUGACAGUCUCAAAUGCAGAUACAUUUUCAUGUGCAACUUCCUAAGCUGUAGAACUUUCCCACGUGGUCAUGUUUCUAAAUUAAAAGCAUUUCUUCUUUGAGAACAAAAGCAAGUUGGGAUAGGUAGUAAGCAUUUUUGUUGAAGAAAAUGGCUACUUGCAAAAUGUGAUUGGUAAAGAGUUACCAGACACCAGAAGUGUUUGUGCCUGUUACGCUAAGGUACCUAUUAAAGCGAACAAAGCAAAGUGUA
Messenger RNA from Harpia harpyja (harpy eagle), 3520 nucleotides. It is a transcript of the gene MPHOSPH6, whose product is annotated as M-phase phosphoprotein 6. The coding region runs from base 102 to 599 and encodes 165 amino acids. Lineage: Eukaryota; Metazoa; Chordata; Aves; Accipitriformes; Accipitridae. The transcript is spliced from 5 exons. The record is from RefSeq and is a predicted model, not a curated record. Gene Ontology annotation, biological process: maturation of 5.8S rRNA.